Molecule: messenger RNA, 852 nt
Organism: Episyrphus balteatus (marmalade hoverfly)
Lineage: Eukaryota; Metazoa; Arthropoda; Insecta; Diptera; Syrphidae
Product: trypsin alpha-like
Exons: 1
Coding region: 99-731 (210 amino acids)
Biological process (GO): proteolysis
Molecular function (GO): serine-type endopeptidase activity
Source: RefSeq, a predicted model, not a curated record
UUUGCCUUGUGUGUGCUUUUGGUACUCUAGAGAAUACCGAUCGCAUAGUUAAUGGAGAAACGGCAAAUAUUCUCGAAUUCCCACAUCAAUGUUCUAUUAUGGAAAAAAAACACCACGUUUGUGGAUGCAGCAUAAUUUCCCCAACCCACAUUUUGACAGCAGCUCAUUGCGUUGAAGACAAACCUAAAGUGAGUGAUUUGCAAGUACGUGUCGGUUCUUCAAAACACGAAUCUGGUGGUACUGUGAAGGAUGUCAAGGCUUACAAAAUCCAUCCGCUCUUUAAUAGCGAACUAAUGGAUUACGAUGCAGCAGUUAUCAGACUAUCUUCUCCUUUAAUAUUCGGUAAUUCAGUAAAAGCCAUUGAACUCUGUACAUCAACACCAAAAGAUGGAACUCCAGCUUUCAUCAGUGGGUGGGGAUUGAUGAAAAAUGAUGGUGAAGACUUAUCACCCGUCCUUAAGAUGGCGAAAGUUGAAACUAUGUCGCACGAAAGUUGCUCCAAAACAGCUUACGGAAAAAAUAUUAAGGAAUGUAUGAUUUGCCUCAAGGGCAAUGGAUCUGAUGCAUGUGAAGGUGACUCUGGUGGCCCCAUGAUAAUAGAAGAGCCGAGUAAAUGUCUGAUCGGUAUCACAUCGUUUGGAUUUCAUUGUGGUUCUGAAAAAUAUCCUGGAGUAUCUGCGUUAGUUCCCAAAUGUUUGACAUUCAUUGAAAAAUCAAUGAAAGAAAUGUAAAAGUCGCAAAUAAAAUGAAACUUUACUCGUAAAUAAAAAAUUGUUAUUUAAUCCUUGUGUCUUUUUUCUCACAUUUCAAUGAUUUAUUUUAUUGCGGGGCCCUUUAACUUUAAAGAUUUUA